Messenger RNA from Mauremys reevesii (Reeves's turtle), 1915 nucleotides. RefSeq names its product beta-1,4-galactosyltransferase 2 (gene B4GALT2). Lineage: Eukaryota; Metazoa; Chordata; Testudines; Geoemydidae. The coding region runs from base 66 to 1169 and encodes 367 amino acids. The transcript is spliced from 6 exons. Gene Ontology annotation, biological process: carbohydrate metabolic process. Gene Ontology annotation, molecular function: glycosyltransferase activity. The record is from RefSeq and is a predicted model, not a curated record.
GAGCGGUGCCUUGGCGGGAGCGCCCUGGAGCUCGGCGCACAUGCACGCCCACCAGCGCCCGGAAGAUGAGCAGGCUGCUCCUGGGGGUGACCCUGGAGAGGAUCUGCAAGGCCGUGUUGCUGCUGUGCCUGCUGCACUUCGUCAUCAUCAUGAUUCUCUACUUCGACGUCUACGCCCAGCACCUGGACUUCUUCAGCCGCUUCAAUGGCAGGAACUCCUCCCGGGCCCAGUCCUCCAACUCCUCCCGGCCCAACAGCACCGCCCCCAGCUGUGGGCCGGCCGGCGCCGACCCAGCCUCCAGCGCCAACCGCUCCGGCACUGAGAAGCCCUUACCACUCUGCCAGGAGGUGCCACCUGGCUUAGUUGGCCGGCUCCUCAUCGAGUUCAGCUCACCCAUGAGCAUGGAGCGGGUGCAGCGGGAGAACCCAGACGUGCGGGAGGGUGGCAAGUAUGUGCCCCCGGACUGCCAGCCCCGCCAGAAGGUCGCCAUCCUCAUCCCCUUCCGCCACCGGGAGCAUCACCUGCGCUACUGGCUGCACUACCUGCACCCCAUCCUGCGCCGGCAGAAGGUCGCCUACGGCAUCUACAUCAUCAACCAGUACGGCGAGGACACCUUCAACCGGGCCAAGCUGCUCAACGUUGGCUUCCUGGAGGCCCUGAAGGACGAGGACGACUACAACUGCUUCAUCUUCAGCGACGUGGACCUGGUCCCCAUGGACGACCGCAACCUGUACCGGUGCUACGAGCAGCCGCGGCACUUCGCCAGCGCCAUGGACAAGUUCAGCUUCAGGCUGCCUUACGCUGGCUACUUCGGGGGCGUCUCAGGCCUGAGCAGGUCCCAGUUCCUGAAGAUCAACGGCUUCCCCAACGAGUACUGGGGCUGGGGAGGCGAGGACGACGACAUCUUUAACCGGAUCUCUCUGAACGGCAUGAAGGUGUCGCGUCCCAGCGGCCACAUCGGGAGGUACCGCAUGAUCAAACAUGAGCGCGACAAACACAACGAGCCCAACCCACAGAGGUUCACCAAGAUCCAGAACACCAAGGUGACGAUGAAACGGGACGGGAUCAGUUCCCUGCAGUAUCAGCUGGUGGAGGUGACGCGCUGGCCCAUGUACACGAAUAUCACAGUGGACAUCGGCAAGCCGCCCCCACGCCCGGCCCGGGGCUAGCAUGAGGCUGGAGCCCAGGGCUGGCUGGAUGCAGAGGAGCCUUGCCGUGGCCCCGGGGUGUGGAUUGAACCAGGACGUGUUCGGCCCACUCUGCCUGCCUUCUGGACAUGGCUGCGCCCCAGAAUCCCCCCUCACCGCACAGCAGUUAGCCCUGCCCCGCGGGUCGGGGCCAACGCAGCAGCAGCCCCCCACUAUCCAAAACAGCCCUAGCCAGGGGCUUGGGGGAGCUUCAGGCUCUGGCUAACGAGCUCCCCCCCUUUACGAGGAGAUCCAAGCACUGAACUCCUCCUCUGCGCUGUGGUCCUGGGCUGGGUGGGCCACUCCGUCGCCGCCCUGACUGGCUCAGUCUGGGCCAGCGGCAGCAGGGGCCCUGUGCCCCAUGGCUUCAGCUCUAGCUGGGCCAGGGCUCGGUCUGUGGUGCUCGCAGGGCUCCCGUGGGGCAGCGGGGCUGGGAGAGGGGCCAGUGUGGCUCCCUCCCACCCUGCCACGGGGGAUGCCUUCUCCCAGUGGGGCACAGGACUCUGAGCAGCCCCUCUCACUGUCUUCCUCGGCCGUCUCAGCUAGUGCUUAGAGCCCAGGCCAGGACACCUGGGUCCUAGUCUCAGCUCUGCCCCCCUUGUGCCUCAGUUUCCCCCUGCCAGGGUCUCAUGGGCUGGCCCCUCCUGCACACUGCAGCUGGGUGUGUGGAUGUACUGUAUCCUGGGGGCUUCAAAGGGACUAUUUCCAUCCUGGCCCUGCCUGUGGGC